Atta colombica is the source of this 959-nucleotide messenger RNA. Its product is annotated as cytochrome b5-like. The record is from RefSeq and is a predicted model, not a curated record. Gene Ontology annotation, cellular component: intracellular membrane-bounded organelle; membrane. Gene Ontology annotation, molecular function: heme binding. The coding region runs from base 443 to 874 and encodes 143 amino acids. NCBI's taxonomy places the organism in Eukaryota, Metazoa, Arthropoda, Insecta, Hymenoptera, Formicidae. The transcript has 2 exons.
UUUCACGUGAUGCGGAGUUUUGUAAGAGUGCCGCGAUAUCGCAUUGUGCUGACGCCUCUCUCUCUCUCUCUCUCUCUCUCUCUCUUUCUCUCUGAGAAUACUUACGAAUAGUACGAGCAAUUAUAAAUAGUGUUGUCACAUCGUUUUAAACUCCUGUUGGAAAUUAUAUAUUUAGCCGAAAAGAGAAUCAGAACAGAGAGAACAUUUUACGAGUCCGGAAGAUUCACGACUCCAAUAUUCCGUGGCAGGCUUACCAAUAAUAGUCAAUUCUUCAACUAAGAAGAAGAAGGAACUUUUCGAGCUUGGCUGAUUUAUAUGCAGAUUACAAUCAAUAUCUAAGCAACACGUUCGAUUACCACAGGAGUACGUUAUCAAGAAAAUAUCUUGGAGUGUGCACGCAUUAGGUUUCAACCGAACGAGCGCUUCCAGGAGCCGUAAUAGAAUGGAUCUGACUCUCCGCUCUUUCAAAUUAAGAGACGUGAAACCAUCAAAGGAGAACUUCUUGCAAGUCGAGCGUGAUAGUGUCACAGAGAGAAACGAUACUAUCGGAGAGCGAAAAUGCAGACUGAAGGAAAAGUCGCGCGAUGAAUUCCGGAUAAUUAAUUUGGCCGAGGUUGCCUGGCACGACACUCCUGACAACUGCUGGCUCGUGAUCUACGAUUACGUAUACGAUUGCACGGAAUUUUUGAACAGUCACCCAGGCGGCCAGGAUAUUCUCCUAGAACAUGCAGGACGAGAUGCCACCUUAGCGUUCAUUUCAACUGGUCACUCUGCCAUCGCUAACGCAACUUUAGAAAGGUACAAAAUUGGUGAGCUUCCGUCGAAAGAGAGACUUUUCCGCACUCCCAACGGCCUAAAGAUCUCGGGAUUCUAAUCUGUUCAGAUCAUCGAAGGUUAUCAUCAUCAUUGUGACGCACUCGGGAAAAGAUCAAAUUUUAUAUGAAAAAUAGAUUGACAUA